Molecule: messenger RNA, 4156 nt
Organism: Ostrea edulis (European flat oyster)
Lineage: Eukaryota; Metazoa; Mollusca; Bivalvia; Ostreida; Ostreidae
Exons: 4
Coding region: 56-1714 (552 amino acids)
Biological process (GO): proton transmembrane transport
Cellular component (GO): membrane
Molecular function (GO): proton channel activity
Source: RefSeq, a predicted model, not a curated record
AUCAGACGUCUGUCUACAGGUUGUACAGCCAAAGGAAAGAUUUUAAAAAAAAAAUAUGGAAGACAACAACAGCAUCAUGCAAGAUGACGAGACACAGCCUUUACUAGUGGUUAAAGGUCAGACUACAAAAAAAGAAAUAUUUUUGACGGGACUAAAAGGAGGACGGCUUUACAUAGUAAUUGGAGUGGUCACUCUGGCAAUCAUCUUCUCAAUGAUGACUGUGAACUGGACAAAGAUGAUCUAUACUGACGAGGAAGCAAACUCGAUGCUGUUCGGAGUAUUAAUUUCCAGUAUUUCAGUUGGAAUUUUGAGCAUUUUAAUCCCUACAUUGUCCACGUGCUGCUAUGGCAGAGACCGGAAAUUAGAUUCGAGUUAUAAAAAAGUAAAAGAGGCAGCAUUAUAUAUUUUUGGUAUCUGCAGUUUUCUUCACUGUACACUAUUUAUUCUUAAACACGCGAACAGCAGUAGUGGGUGUAGUCAUAGAAUUGAAGGAAUAGCUUAUAAUGUUCUAUCAAUUAUCUACACAAUCUUACUAAUGAUUGAAAUAAGUGUCUGCAAAGUUUUAAAUGAGAGUGUGUGUCACAGAUUGCUUUCUACUUGCAUUUUGUUCGCCAACUUUAGCUUCUGGUUGGAUACAAUUUUUUCUGAAUCGGGGAGCAUUUUUAAUCAUGGAGAUGAGAUAGAAACUACACCGCUGAAUCAUACAAAUAUAACGACUUUUUGUAAUUAUACAAAACGAUCUAUGCUUCUAAUAAAAAACGUCGACCCCGUGUUGUCCGCUGGUACUGUUGAGUUUGCUAUUAUUACCGUGGACAUGAUUUUCUCUAAUAUUAAGCAGCCUGAUUCACACAAUAGCAACUUAAACAGUACACCCGAUGAUGCAGAUGAGGUGAACACACAAACUGAGGAUUCAGAUCCCUUGCAAAAAGUAAAAAAGCUGGUAUUGCUUAUGUUUGGAAUAGCAUCAUUUGUUUUAUUUGCAAUUUCAAUAGUAGGGUUUUUUGCAGGUUUGAGCGAGGAUGAAGAAAGUGAUAAAGAAAAAGAGUCUUUGACAUUAUCAAUAUUUUUCGAGAGUUAUAUCAUUUAUAAAUCAAUUAUAAAACUAGCGAUGCUCGUCUGUGUAACUUGGUGUACAGUGUUAUCAUGGCAAAAUUUCAAAUAUACAUUCAGCGUAGGAGGAUUAAUUUUGAUGAUGAGCUGUUUUGGAAACAUUAUCUAUCAUAUGUUUUAUUUGUUUGCGGUAUGGAAAAGUUAUCAGGAUAAAAAGGAAGAGGGGGUAGAUACUUUCCUUGGUUUUGCUUAUUUUGAUAACAUAGUCAGUAUCAUUGUGGCUGCAGAACAAACCAUAUUUAUAUUGGCUAUCGAAAAUGGAGUAAGCAUGUCCAAUAAUGGGCACAAAAAUACAGUUUAUUAUGUUUGUAUGUUGUUAGCCAUUCUCAAUGCAGGAUUGUGGGCUAGUGAUUCCUUUGGGGAGUCUAGAUUACCAAUUCUGAGUGUUAUAAUCAAGAGAAACUACAGCCAAACUUUCUGGAUAAUUUUUACCAAACUUGUUUUGCCCAUUACUAUAUUUUUUCGAAUUCAUUCAGGAUUAAUUUUGCUUAAAAUGCAUUGUGACAGGGACUCUCAUGGGUCGGAAUACGGUCAGGUUGAAAUGCAAAAUGCCAAUAGCAAUUCUUCAUCGCAAUCAUCUGGAAGCAACACUAGCACAACAUAAAUGUAAUUGGAGAUCGUAGGAAACGAAAUUGUAGGAUAUAAGGCCUAAUCAUUGAUUGUAAACUGGAAAAUCAAUAUAUGCACCCAGGGGUGCAUGAGCCGAGUUGCAUGGGAUACAUUGUAAAGUCAGGAAUGAUGUGGCAUAUUUAUAAUUGUGAAGAACUAAUUUCAGUUUUAAACUUUUCGAGUUACUGUCCAGAAACCAUAUCUGUCUGAAGUUUUCAAUCUAUUUUCGGUGAGUGUGACCUUGACCUUUGAUCUUCAAAAUCAACAGGGGCCUUGGUUUGCUGGUAUCCAACAAUAUAUCCAAGUUUCAUUUGAUUCAAAUUAAAAAAAAUUCGAGUUAUCCUCCUCAAACCAAAAUGUUUUGGAAUUUUAAAUCUAUUUUCGGUCACUGUGACCCUGACCUUUGACCUAUUUUCUCCUAAAUCAAUAGGGGUCUUCCUUACUUGGUACAUAUCAUUAUCUUUAUGUAUCAUUUGAUUCGGAUUUAAACUUUCUGAGUUAUCAUCCGGAAACCAAAUGUUUCUGAAAUUCUCAUUCUAUUUUCGGUCACUGUGACCUUGACCUUUAGCCAUUUUUCUCCAAAAUUAAUAGGGGUCUUUCUUACCUGGUACCCAACAAUAUAUUAAAGUUUCAUUUGAUUUGGAUUUAAACUUUUUGAGUUAUCAUCGAGAAACCAAUUGUUGACGCCCUGCAUCACGAAACUAAAAGCCCAGUUCAACUUCGUUACAACUCGGCUAAUAAAUAAAUUUUAUUCUUCUUCAAUAAAGUACAUGUAUAUAUAGUAAGGUACAUUGUUGCGCACAAUAUGCGGUUUGAAAGUUUAAGCUGACAUAUAACAUGGUUUUUGUCGGACACUUGUUGAAAAGAAACAGGUUGGGAUUAAUUAUAUCAAUUUUAUGUUUCUAACACGUUAUCGCUGGAUUACAUGCAGGUCCUAGUCUAAUAAAAUAAUACUUUGCGUGUUAAGGGUUACCAAUUACGACAAUUAUAGUUACAUGUAAGUAAAAGAAAAAUAUUUUACUUAUACCUGUAGCUAUAAUUUGGAAAUAUCUUAUUGUAUAUUAGUAAAAAUUAUGCAAAAGAUUGCAAACAAGUUUUGACACCUUAUAAUUUUCUUCUAAUGAUAAUAAAUAAAUCUGAUAGAGUUGUCACAUAAUCACACAAAAUUACAUAGGUGAGUGGUAAAAUCAAAUUGAUUAAAUCUUCCAGAUUCCUUUACAUGAAACUAUGCAUUCAAUAUCAGUGUUUUAAAAUACUAAAUACAAGUAUUAGACAUUUUACUAGAAUGAAAAUGUGCAGUAUUGAUUUUGCAUUUAACAUAUACUUUUGAUGAUCAAACUGUCACUAAACUUUUUCGAUUAACCAACGUGACUGGUUGAAUAACAAAAAUAACUCCUUUGAAAAUGUUUUGUUUUUGAAGUACAAUAUCAAUACAAAAAGUUUUGAUUCAUACAGCUCACCUUUGCUUAUCACAUCAAAGUACCAUGUGCCUUGAUAUUAAGCUUACCGAAUUGUGACUACAAUAGUAAUAAUAAUGAUUGUCUAUAUCACAAGUAAUUUCGUGUAAUUUGAAAUUCAUGCGAAUCAAUUAUUGCGUCAAAUAUAUUAUAUUUAAUUGAAUGAAAUAGCGUAAAUGUUAUGAUGCAGUCAUCAGGUGUAUAGAUUAAGGGAAGUUAACUAUUAUAUAUUGAUGACAAAUUAUAAUGUAAUAAUGCUUUGUAGUAAAAAUCAUUUCAAUCUGGAAUAUAAAAACCGCAAUGAUAUACAUUAUAUAAUCUAAUGUUGACAAUUUGCUUAUUAGAGUAUGAAAAGGUGUCUUUAGAUUGAACUUUUUAAGGUUUGAUAUCCAACCUAUUUCUAAAUUAGGCGAACAAAAAUGUCGAAAUUGUAUGCAAAGUUUCGUCUCUAAAAACAGAACCUAGGAAAUGUGUUAAAUAACCAACAAACCAAUUGGUCUGUUUAUGUCCCUGGAUGUCUGUAACGUUCAGUAUUGACAUGCAGCCACGCACCAUAUGAAUGCGAUAUAAACGAACACUACAGUGGUUUCAUUAUUUAUAAUAUUACUUGGGUGUGUGAGUAUUCGAAUUCAAACAGAAUGAAAAAGGUACAUUUGAGGAAUUAAGCUCUAGCUGAAGUUACUACAAUGAAACCUCGAAAUGAUUUGAUCAAUGUGGACGUUUUCGGCACAGAAAUAGUUUGCGAGUAUGCACGUGUGUGUAUGAGAGAGAUGGAACAUUGACGGAAGAGGCACUGUUUAUGUUUUGUUGAUUAUGCCAAAUUUCAAUAAAGCGUCAUAAUGAUAGCAAAUGCACAACAUCUGAAGCGUAUAUAAUGAUUUGAUUUUUAUUGUAUGUACAUACCAUUGUGGUAAUCGUAUUGUAAUGUGAUAUAUGCAUGUAUCUUUGUAAUUCACAUUAAAGUUACUCAAAAAUUCAAA